Molecule: messenger RNA, 647 nt
Organism: Drosophila subobscura
Lineage: Eukaryota; Metazoa; Arthropoda; Insecta; Diptera; Drosophilidae
Gene: Atox1
Product: copper transport protein ATOX1
Exons: 3
Coding region: 167-382 (71 amino acids)
Biological process (GO): copper ion transport
Cellular component (GO): cytosol
Molecular function (GO): metal ion binding; copper chaperone activity
Source: RefSeq, a predicted model, not a curated record
CGGUCACACUGUGAUAUUCAGGAAAAAAGCGAUUCCGAUUUUUUAAGUGCAAAAAAUAAGUUUUCGCCACGUCAAGAAGCCAACCAGUCUAUCCGCCAAGCUGUUUAAUCUACCGCAAGUCUAUAACAGGACGACGGAAGACAGUCGUCACAGCAGCAGCAGCAGAAUGACCGUGCACGAAUUCAAGGUAGAAAUGACCUGCGGCGGGUGUGCCAGUGCCGUGGAGCGCGUGUUGGGUAAAUUGGGCGAUAAGGUCGAGAAAGUCAACAUUAACUUGGAGGAAAGAACGGUUACCGUCACGUCGAACCUGUCGUCCGAUGAACUGUUGGAACAGCUGCGCAAGACCGGCAAGAGCAGCUCGUACAUCGGUGUGAAAAAAUGAGACGAGUUCCUCAGCAAGUUUCAGAAAUACGGCAAGCUGAAACUUGAAGUCUAAUAGGCACGACGCAGGCCAGUCCCCACAUUGCCGAUAUCACUUAUGACCCAUACACACCAUUCGAGCUGGAGAAGCUGCUUGGUGCAUUCCUUCAGUGAUACUCAAGAUGUAUGCGAUGUGCAUAUACUUGCAUAGCAACGCGUAUAAUCAUAGGAAGCAAAGGAAAAAGUUGAAUCAUAAUUAAUCAAAAAUAAAUAGGAGUUAUCUACAA